This is a messenger RNA of Hordeum vulgare subsp. vulgare (domesticated barley), 1708 nucleotides long. RefSeq lists its product as uncharacterized. The transcript has 4 exons. NCBI's taxonomy places the organism in Eukaryota, Viridiplantae, Streptophyta, Magnoliopsida, Poales, Poaceae. The record is from RefSeq and is a predicted model, not a curated record. Bases 873 to 1553 code for a protein of 226 amino acids.
AAUCUGUGGGUCGCGACUUUCUCUCUCUAUAGGACAGGCUGCCGGGAAAUAAAGAAGGGAUCCCAGCCAUCCAUGGAGAAUUGGAGAGGUGGAGGGGAGAGAGACAAGCCGGCGUCCAUGUCCUCAUGUCCACACCCCCAAUACCUGCUUUUUCGCAGAGGUGGAUAUGUGGCCAUGCCAUUUCUAGAGGGAGAAACACGGCAAGGGGAGGAGGUAACGGGUCCGGUCUGCAUCGUCACACUCGCACCCUUUUCUUUGUCUCCCUCCCCCAGUCGCUCGCUCUAGUAGCCUCUUCGCCACCAAUGACCACGAGGGACGAGACGAGAGGACCGACUGGUUCGCUCCUCGUGGAGGCCGGGCGGCAAGCGAGCGAGGGAAAGGAGGGACAGCGCCCCACUACUUCCGUCCACUCCAUAUGCCAUUACCACCCACCACCUCCCCGUCUACCACCGCCCACUAGAGCCUAGAGAGAGAAAAGAGUUGUUGCCUUGUUGGUGUUCAUUGCGUGCGCGCUGGCCUCCUCGCCUUCCCUCCCUCCGCCCCCUCCCCCUGUUCUCAUCCGCAGUCACCAUGGGCCUUUUUGGGUUUUCGGCACCACCACACCAUCUCACUCAUGGGUCAGAGCAGUCCCCUCCGCUCCCUUCCCUUCACACGGCGCGGGAAGAGAGAGAGAGAGAGAGGAGAGGGCGGACGGAGCAGGCGCAAGAAACUUCCACCCACACCUCCCCUGCUUCCCCUUCCAACCUUUAUUAGUAUUAUCUCCUUCCUUCCCCCCCUCCCUCCCUCGGUCCCGUCCCCUCUCGCUCUCUCCUCCGUCUCUCCACGAUCCGCCGGCUCCUUCUUGUUCCCAAUCGCGGUGAGGUGACGCGGCGAUGAAGAGGGCCAACAAGGUGGUCCUGGCCCAGCCGGCCGCGGCGGCGGCGCCGCCUCGGCUGCUGCCUCGGGCGCCCAGGCCCAUCCGAGGCGACGGGGGAGAGGCGUACCGGACCAGCCAGAGGUACCAGAGCCUCCUUCAGGACUACAAGGAGCUCCUCAAGGAAACUGCAGCAAAGAAGAACAGAUUGCAUUUGGAGAAGCUGAAGAAGCAAAGGCUUUCGGCCGAAGUCAAGUUUUUGCGAAGAAGGUACCAAUCCAUGUCCGGAAACCCAUCUCAGACAUCUGUUUAUAGACUGAAGAACCCUGCAAUGGUGCCUACUACUUCCCGGACCACCGUGUGGGUUGAUCACCACCGGCCCAUUCAGGCCGUUGGGAGUUCAAGCAAAGGCCAUCAGCCUGUGCAGCAGCAAAGGCAGCAUCUGGUUCCGCGGGCGUCUCCAAUUAUUGACCUCAACGAGGCUUGUGAGCUGAGUUCCUCGGAGGAGACCGAAGAAUUUCAUGGUUACGAGGAGACUGCCAGGGCAGAUAAGGUGAACAAGUACAUGUUACAAGGCAAUGUCGUCGCUGGUCCUAGCGACUCGAAAAUGUCGGCGUUCUGGGAUGCCCGGAACCCCGCGGUGGCGCGAGCCGGGAAGAGGAAGAUCUCAUGGCAGGAUCAGUUGGCUCUUAGAGUAUAGGUUGCUAGAUUACAAUGUCAAGUGUGGUUUUAGCAGCAGUUGUGCCUCAAUCUCUGGUCCUCGAACUGUAAAAGAACCCUUCCUUUUGAGUCAUCAGUGGAUGUGGAUAAAAUGAAAAGUUCUAGCUGAGAAAGAAGAUAAAAUAGUUGAUGAAA